AUGGCUCGCGCUAUCCGCCCCCCUCGCCCUACCUACACGAACUCCCAAGUCUUGGGGUUUUACUUCCGCCCGUGUCGCGACGAGAACGACGAGGUGAUUCUCGAGUAUUUCCGUUGCCGUUGCGGCACGGUUCGGAAGCAAACCCAUAGGAACGGGUACUCCAACCUGAUGCAACAUAUCAGGCGGGAGCACCCUGACUACGAGACCGUCAUGCUCGACGCUACGACGGCGGAGACAGGCUCCCUCGUGAACUUCGUCCGCCACUCGGCGCUCAACCUCCACGGCUGGAUGGUUUGGAUUGUCAUGUGCAACCUGCCACUCUCUUUUUGUGAGAGCCGAGAAGCUCGGCGCUACUCCAGCCUGGACCCCAUCUCGGAGGAAACGCUGCGGGCUGGCAUGGACGGGGUCGUCGUCGCCGUCGAGCGUUCGAUUGCGUCGGAGCUCCCAGCACGCUUCGGCAUCAUGCUCGACGGCUGGGCACACGCAUCUGAGCACUACAUCGCCGUGUUCGCGUGCUAUGAGGUGAACGGCUGUCCCAAGACUACGCUACUCAGCAUGGCCCCGCUGCUGGACGCGCUGGACGACGAUCUCUCCGCGCAGGGCCAUCUCGAGUUUCUAGCGACCAUGCUGCCGCGCGAUUACGGCGUACAGAUGGCGCAGUGUCGCUUCCUCGUAGCUGAUAACUGCGCCGUAAACCGGCGGCUGGCAACUCUUAUGAGUGUGCCGCUUGUUGGUUGCGCAAGCCACCGCCUGAACCUUGCUGUUCAGGCGGACAUGGCGUCGCAUGAGGAGAACCUGGCUGCUGUGCAGGCGCUCAUGGUAAAAUUGCGUACUCUCACCCAAUCUGCCAAACUACGGUUGAAAACGCCACUUCGGCCUGUCAUUCGCCAGUACACGCGCUGGAGCUCUACGUUCGAGAUGGUACGGCGCCACCUCCAGCUCCUCGCGUUUCUUGACGCCAAAGACGACGACCUCAUGGACCUGCUGCCGCCGCCGGCGAUGAACAAGCGACUGCGGGCAUUGUACCAGGAGCUGUGCGACAUCGUGUCGGCUCGAUGGCCCUUCAAGGCCACGACGUCGACCUGCUGGACGUUCGCGAGUGUGCCUCGGGCCAACAUUGUACACAGCCCAGAUUUUGAGGCUGGGUGUGUACGCGUUCUCCGCGGGAAGGCGCAGCGGCUGACGCGUGCUGAAAAGGCCGCUUUGCAGCCCUUCGAAGCUGCCAGACCGGACGACGCGGCCGCGAGUGAGGAGGAGGAGGAUCCAGCCGCGUCGUUCGUGGAGCGUCUUCGGAAGCGCCGGCGGCUUGCACAGGACCGUGUCAAGUAUGAGCAGCUGAAGAGCAUCCCACCCACGUCGAACGUGGUGGAACGCUUCUUCAGCAUUGCUCGGGUGACAUUUGGUCAUCAACGACACGGCCUGCUGCCACGCACGCUUGAGACGAUUUUGUUUCUCCGCCAGAAUCGGUCGUACUGGGAUGCAACGACUGUGGACAAUUUGAGCUAG
This is a messenger RNA of Phytophthora sojae, 1506 nucleotides long. RefSeq lists its product as hypothetical. The transcript has 4 exons. NCBI's taxonomy places the organism in Eukaryota, Oomycota, Peronosporomycetes, Peronosporales, Peronosporaceae. The coding region runs from base 1 to 1506 and encodes 501 amino acids. The record is from RefSeq and is a predicted model, not a curated record.